AGACGGGAUGUGGGGUGACAGGCCCCGGGGUCCCCGUCUCCAGCCUGAGUGCCUGGAAGGACACGCUGACGUGGAUGGCGUUGGGGGCAGCGACAACGGGGGACGUCGGUGGGCAACUGGACACCCAGCCCUAAGCUCCCCAGGGCACCUGCCUCCCUCAGGUCAAAAGCCAGAGUCUUCUCCGCGGCCCUCAAGACCCCACACGGGCACGCCGGCAUCCACACCCCAGACUCAGGCGUGUGGGCAGCUGUUUCCAGGGGACCAGCCUGGAGGUGGCGCCAUGCCGGUCGCUCUCUCCCCACUCGGUUCUCCUGGCGGACGACGCCGUCUGCUCACCGUGGCGUCUCUGGCUGCCGCUCCACCGGGUCAGCGACUCGUCUGUCGUCCCCGCUGCCGUGGCCCCAGGACAGCAGCUGCAUACAGCAGGUGCUCAAUACGCGCUUUCGGGAUGAAUGACUUCACAUCUCCCGCUAGCAUCCUGCACACAGAUGAGCAAACAGGCCCUGCCGGGGCGCCCGCACCCCCAGAGGGGGACAGUGAGGCUCAGAGCCGUGGGGGCUGCUCCAGGGACCCCAGCAGCAGCCAAGCCACUUCCCCCUGUUAUCGUCCCCGGGCGGAAAUCCUGGAGUCUGUCAGGGUGGAGGAGGCGGGAGGGGCCAUGAGGCUCUGGCCCACUGGCCUCGGUUUACCCAUCGGUGCGAUGGGCUUGCUCGGGGCUCCCCACGUGCGAGGCACUCACACGCACCCGUCCCUUUCUCAGUCCUCUCAGGCCCCCGACGCUGGUCUCAGAGAGAGUCUGCAAUGGGCGGCCGUGUCACCACCGACCCCGUCGCAGAUGAGGAAACUGAGGCACAAAGUGGGAACCUCACGGGAGCCAGAACUGACCAUUUCUUGGAGGGGCUGGGACAGGCCCACCCCUUCCCGACACCCACGCGGUCCUGGCUCCCCCCCCCCCCCACGGCCAGCCCCCCGGGAACCGUUGGUGCCGUUACCUCGCAUUACACAAGCCCCCGAAGAGGCUGGGAAGGAUGCGCCGGAUGCAAGAGGGAGCUUAUCCCAGAGGGAAGGGCGCCCCCAGCUUCAUAACCCAGCCAGGUCGGGCCCUGCACGGAGCAGCAUGCCCGGAGCUGCCGCCCCUGCCGUCCUCCUGGCCUGCACACUGGCCCUGGGAUCCCCAGCUUUUGCAGGACACUCACGGCCACUGGAAGUCCCAGGGACCCUGCGAGGCAGCAUCGUGGGGGGCCGUGAAGUGGCGCCCCACUCACGACCCUACAUGGCAUCUCUGCAGCUGGACGAGAAGCACAUCUGCGGCACCGUGCUGGUGCGGCCUCGCUGGGUGCUGACUGCCGCGCACUGCGAGGUGGCCUGGAACCUCAGCGACUUCCGGGUGGUCCUGGGGGCCCACAACCUGAACACGCCGGAGCCCACCCAGCAGGUCUUCAACAUCACGCGGGCUGUGCCCUACUCGCUCUACAACGCCCAGCAGGACAUCCAUGACAUUCAGCUGCUCAAGCUCCACACCUCGGCCCGCCGCACUUCCUCCGUUCGCCCCACGCCCCUGCCUGGCCGGAACCGCUAUCUACGCCCAGGGUCACAGUGCCACGUGAUGGGCUGGGGCGAGACCACGGGCCACGACGACCCCUCGGCCGCGCUGCUGGAGGCCACUGUGGUCGUCCAGCCCCGGGACACCUGCAACGCGUCCUGGAGAGGCGCCCUCACGCAGGACAUGCUCUGCGCCUCCACGGGCACCAGGGAGCGCCGAGGCGUGUGCGCGGGCGACUCAGGCGGCCCCCUCUUCUGCCGCGGCCAGCUGCAGGGCGUGGUGUCCUUCUCCUCCAUGGUGUGUGGGAGCCCCCACUUCCCGGACGUCUACACCCACGUGUCCGCCUACGUGUCCUGGAUCAGGGACGUGCUGCAGCACUACUGACGGGCAGGCGGGGUCUCCCCCUCAAUAAAGGCUCUCCAGGCGGCACCGCGCCUCCGACUGUGUGUCCCCCUGGCUCACCGCAGCUGCCAUCCCCCUGCUCUGCUGCCUCCCAUGGCUCCCCAGCACCCUGGAGCA
This is a messenger RNA of Equus quagga, 2062 nucleotides long. Its product is annotated as serine protease 57-like. The coding region runs from base 8 to 1927 and encodes 639 amino acids. The transcript has 9 exons. Gene Ontology annotation, biological process: proteolysis. The record is from RefSeq and is a predicted model, not a curated record. NCBI's taxonomy places the organism in Eukaryota, Metazoa, Chordata, Mammalia, Perissodactyla, Equidae. Gene Ontology annotation, molecular function: serine-type endopeptidase activity.